Molecule: messenger RNA, 824 nt
Organism: Magnolia sinica
Lineage: Eukaryota; Viridiplantae; Streptophyta; Magnoliopsida; Magnoliales; Magnoliaceae
Exons: 4
Coding region: 174-719 (181 amino acids)
Source: RefSeq, a predicted model, not a curated record
UUUUUACCAUCCAUGUAAUAGGGCCCUGCGUGUGGGCAGAGACAUGAGUGAUUUCUGCUGGCCGAGGGCGGGGGAUGUUUCAAUCCGAGAGAUUUCUAUAGCAUUCCCCGUCACCUAACCACGCACGGCAUCUUCUUCAGAGUGCUUCCUUCGCGUCAUCUGAAAUCUCGGAUAUGAUGCGCUGCUCCAUUCUCAUUCCUUCCCCUCCUUUUCCUUUUAUUAUCUUCUAUGCGUGCGCCUCGCUUCAAUCUCUUUUGCUUCUCAUCCAAGGGAUACCAUGUUUUCCCCAACAAAGCGAAGGCAUCAUCACCUCUUCCUAUUUAAAUUCGUGCAUCUCAUCCGCCAGCUCGCUUAAUCAGGUCCUCCACAUUCAAUUCAUAGGCAGAUGGGCCAAUCCGCGGGGAAACUCACCAAAGGGAAAUGAACAAGGAACAUGGGGAGGCACUCAAUUACGUGUACCGGACACCACUACUCUGAGGGAUGCAUUCGAGAACUACAAAGAGAAGCCUGGCGAUUUGCCAAAUAUAAUCAAGAAUGUUAUCCUCAAUAUGGGAUUUGAAGGCAAAGGAUUUAUGAAUGUAUUGUAUAAAUUUGCUGCUCCUAUAACAGGAGCACUUGUUAAGAAAGGAUUUUUUCCUGAUUUUGUCUCAAAUAAUGUCUUUAUUCCUGUUAUCACUUCUGCAAGUGUCCUUGUUCUCGCCACACUGAAUAAGAUAUGAAAGUAGAGUGAAGGCUGACAAUUGUUAUACUGGUAUGAAAUAACUCAUUUAUUAUUGGAAGAUAUUUAUAAUGCUUUUUUCUUUUUAAAUAUUUCUUCUACUUUA